GAGGUGGAGGGAUGGUGCAUCAACCCGCCUGCUGUCUUGACAUCAUUAUCGCUUCCUAAUCAGCGUUUAGAGAAGACGGUGGGAACAUCUUCCGCUCUUAUUUUAUACACUGAGCUCUGAUGAAUGUGGCGCACACACCCGAACUUUAUGUCUCAAUACAGGAGGAGUUGUUUCUGCACCUGUCACGCGGGAGAGAUGCUACACCUGCAAUAAUCUGCGGGGUCCACGUGGAAAAGUUGAAGCUGAAAAAGAGAGGAACCCCCCUUGUCUCCUCAGCCUCCUCAGGAUGCGAGAUGUACAUGUUGCAAACAUGCAGACGACGCGUCUCCAGGAAUAAAAAAGUAGGGGACGUGCUGGCAGUGCCGCGGCUGGAGACGGUGCACCGGGGUCCAGCAGUCCUGCACGCUGCUGCUGCUGGGACGGGAUUUUUUUACUGUACAGAAGAUAUUUUAUAAGCGGAUCUGAAGAUGCUGAUGAACUGGAGGAUCCUGGUCUCGCACACGUGCAGCAGCAGCAGCAGCAGCAGCAGCAGUAGCAGCAGCUUCCUUCUGCUCUGGAUCCUCGUCGGCUUGAACGUGGUGGAGGUGGCGGGGUCCCAGCAAGGGAUCCCUCUGUCUGUCGUAAAGCUCUGGGCUUCAGCAUUCGGUGGAGAAAUUAAAUCCAUUUCUGCAAAAUAUUCCGGAUCCCAACUACUGCAAAAGGAGCUUUGGGCUAUCACAGCGCCGCGUCCAGGGACCAACUCCAGUUCUGAGGCCGGUGCUUCAACCAAGGGCAGCAGCAGGACUAAAAAUGCUGCGUGUCUUGGAGGGUGGGACGAAAGCGGAGGAACCAGAGGAGGUCCACGCAAAUAUGGGGAGAGUGUUCAAACUGCGUAUAGAAAGCGGCUCCUGGGUCCAAACCUCGGACCUCCUUGCACUGAGAAAUAUAAAGAACCUGAAAAGUCAGUCAGAGUGGAAGAAAUUGACGGUGUGAAACUGGUCAAAAACCUGGCUGUGAAGAUGGAGGAAGUGUUUCGGAAAAAAGCAGAGGCCACCAGGCGGCUGGUGGAGGCUGCAGAAGAAGCGCACCAUCAGCAUGAGGAUAAUCCCGACCUGCAGUACGAGUACUUCAACGCUGUGCUGAUCAACGAAGUGGACGAGGAGGGGAAUAACGUAGAGCUGGGAGGAGAGUUCCUCCUGGAGCCCAAUGACCAUUUCAAUAACCUUUCAGUCAACCUGAGCCUCAGCGUGGUGCAGGUGCCCACCAACAUGUACAACAAAGAUCCUGACAUAGUGAACGGAGUUUACUGGUCCGAGGCUCUCAAUAAAGUAUUUGUAGAUAAUUUUGAAAGAGACCCAACACUUAUCUGGCAGUACUUUGGGAGCGCUAAGGGAUUCUUCAGGCAGUACCCCGGUGUAAAGUGGCAUCCAGAUGAACAUGGUGUCAUUGGCUUUGACUGUAGAAACAGGAAGUGGUACAUUCAGGCAGCAACGUCUCCGAAGGACGUUGUUAUCUUGGUCGAUGUCAGUGGGAGCAUGAAAGGACUGAGGCUGACCAUCGCCAGGCAGACUGUCUCCUCCAUAUUAGACACACUUGGAGAUGAUGACUUUUUCAACAUCAUUGCAUAUAAUCAGGAGAUCCACUACGUAGAGCCUUGUUUGAAUGGCACGCUGGUCCGAGCCGACAGAACCAAUAAAGACCAUUUCCGUGAACAUCUGGACAAGCUGUUUGCCAAAGGGAUCGGGCUGCUGGGUGAAGCUCUGGCUGAGGCGUUCACGAUCCUGAAUGAUUUUAAUCACACAGGACACGGCAGUUUGUGCAGCCAGGCCAUAAUGCUGGUGACCGACGGGGCGACUGAAAUGUAUGAUGACGUUUUUGAGAAGUACAAUUGGCCAGAAAGAAAGGUGCGAAUAUUCCCGUACCUGAUUGGACGAGAGUCUGCGUUUGCUGAUAACCUCAAAUGGAUGGCUUGUGCCAACAAAGGAUACUUCAGUCAGAUCUCCACCUUAGCAGAUGUUCAGGAGAACGUGAUGAGGUAUCUUCACGUCAUGAGCCGCCCGAAGGUCAUCGACCACGAGCACGACACAGUGUGGACGGAAGCUUACGUGGACAGUGCUCUAUCCCAGGCUCAUAAGUUGAAUGAAAAAGCAGGCCCAAGUCUGAUGACUACAGUCGCCAUGCCUGUCUUCAGCACAAAGAAUGAAACGAAGAACCAGGGUAUUCUGUUGGGGGUCGUAGGAACAGACAUCCCUCUGCAGGAGCUGAUGAAGCUCAUCCCUAAACAUAUGUUAGGAAUCCAUGGGUACGCAUUUGCUAUCACAAACAAUGGCUACAUCCUGACACACCCGGACCUCAGGCCUUUGUAUCAGGACGGUCAGAAGAGGAGGAAGCCCAACUACAGCAGCGUGGAUCUCUCUGAGGUGGAGUGGGAAGACAAAGAUGAUGCUCUACGCAACGCGAUGGUGAACAGGAGGACAGGGACUUUCUCUAUGGAGGUGAAGAAGACGGUGGAUAGAGGGAGGCGUGUCCUGAAGAUGCACAAUGACUAUUACUACACUGACAUCAAAGGAACACCAUUCAGUGUCGGAGUGGCUCUCUCCAGAGGUCAUGGAAAGUACUUCUUCAGAGGAAAUGUAUCAGUUGAAACUGGGCUCCGUGAUCUGGAACAGCCAGAUGUCGCCCUGGCAGAUGAAUGGACUUACUGCAACACAGAGGAGCAGCAUGAGCACCGUCACCUGACGCAGAUUCAAGCCAUCAAGCUCUUCAUGACGGGCCGCAGACAACACCUCAAAUGUGACAGAGAGCUGAUCCAGGAGGUGUUAUUUGAUGCUGUGGUCACUGCUCCACUGGAGGCCUACUGGACUGGACUGGCCCUCAACAAGUCAGAGAACUCAGACAAAGGAGUGGAGAUUGCUUUCCUGGGUACACGCACCGGCCUGUCGAGGACUAACCUGUUUGUACCCGCCGAUCAGCUCUCCAAUCAAGAUUUCCUGACAGCGGAGGACAAGGAGGGUGUGUUUAAUGCUGAUCACUUCCCUCUGUGGUACAAGAGAGCCGCAGAGCAGGUCCCUGGCACAUUUGUCUACUCCAUCCCCUUCAGCACAGCUUUAGAAAAUAAGAGCGUGGUUUUAGCCAGCACAGCGAUUCAGCUUCUCGAUGACAGAAAGUCUCCAAUUGUCGCAGCUGUGGGGAUCCAGAUGAAGCUGGAGUUCUUUCAGAGGAAGUUCUGGACUGCCUGCAGACAGUGUACAGCUCUGGAUGGAAAAUGUAGCAUUAGCUGUGAUAACACAGACAUUAACUGUUAUCUCAUCGACAACAACGGCUUCAUUCUUGUCACAGAGGAGCAAUCUCAGACAGGGCUCUUCUUUGGAGAGGUGGAGGGUGCUGUUAUGAACAAACUCCUCCAAAUGGGUUCCUUCAAAAGGAUCACGCUGUACGAUUACCAGGCCCUUUGCAGAGAGUACAGCGGGAGCAGCGACGAUGCACGCACUCUGUCAGAUCCCUUCACUGUUGUUAAAUGGCUCCUGACUGAACUUGUCAUUUUCCUGCUUGAAUUUAACCUGUACAGCUGGUGGAACGUGGAUUUAUCAGUGAAAGCUCAGAGACCUCGGGGUAAAACUACGAUGGUGCCGUGUGACACAGAGUACCCUGCCUUCGUCUCUGAGCGCACCAUCAAAGAAACAACAGGCAACAUCGAGUGUGACGGCUGUGUCAGAUCUUUUGUCAUACAGCAGAUUCCCAGCAGCAACCUCUUCAUGGUUGUUGUGGACAAUAAGUGUGACUGCAGCAGUUCUUCUCCAGUAACCAUGGAUCCCAUCGAGAUCAUGUACAACGAGUCAUUAAAAUGUGACAGACUGAAGUUUCAGAAGGACAGAAAGAAGCCCGAGUCAUGUCAUCCUUUCCACCCUGAGGAAAAUGCCAUGGAGUGCGGUUCAGCGACACGCCUCUGUGGUCCUCUAACAGCAGCUCUGCUCCCUCUCAUAGCAGCGACCAUCAGCAGGUGACCGUCAGCAGCAGCACUGGACAUCAGUAAGGACUAAAUCAACAAGAAGAUGCUUAUAAACACAUAGAGAACAUGGCCAAUCAGAAAUGAAUUUGCUCAUACCUCUGCAACAGGCAGCGCUCCACUAAGAAAAAAAACCCCUUUAUCUGUAGCACUGAGACGCACAUCCAUUAAUGCAGAAAACAUAAGCGAUGUGGUGCAGCGAGAGAGAAUGAGAAUAAUGGGAGUGCUUGGUGACUUUGCUCAGAGCAUUGCAGAUCACACCACUGACAGUUUGCCAUAUUGUCCUGAAUGUGUGCUGAAAUUAAAUAAGAGAAAGAAAUACAGCGUGUCACAGUAAAAUACAAAUGCCUAGGAGUGCAGGUAUUUCUCGUCAAAGUUUAAAACAAGUCCUUUGUGCCAAGGAUGAUAGUGAGACAUCACACGUGUUUGUUUCUUUGUUGUGAAGAUAAAAAAGAAAGCUAAUGUAAAAGUCUGCAGAAUGUAAAAUGCACUUUUGUCAUACGUGAAACGAAUGCAGAGCGGUCUGUAUUUUUGGCAGUAAACUGCUAAAAACAGUGGACAGUGCCGUCAUGGUUUACUUUCUUCAAACAUUUUAUUUCGUAACUAAAUUCCUUUUUGUGUCUGUAAUAAUAUGGAUCAUGUAAAAUAGCCGAGAGACAACGGAAAAUAAUAACUUGCUUUAUUCUGCCAGUUUCUCCUUGUUUUAAAGCAGAAGACAUUUCAGACGAGCUAAAGAUGCAUGACGAAGAAGAUCACAGAGUGUUAUAUUCAUGUGUUCAGCCAUAAUUUGUCAAGGUGACCUCAUACUCUUAACGUCAUGUUUAAGAAAGCUGAUGAAUAAAUACAAAGACAUAUUUUUCCUUCCUUUAUUCACCUCGU
Molecule: messenger RNA, 4864 nt
Organism: Epinephelus moara (kelp grouper)
Lineage: Eukaryota; Metazoa; Chordata; Actinopteri; Perciformes; Serranidae
Gene: cacna2d3
Product: calcium channel, voltage dependent, alpha2/delta subunit 3
Exons: 41
Coding region: 468-3983 (1171 amino acids)
Cellular component (GO): voltage-gated calcium channel complex
Molecular function (GO): voltage-gated calcium channel activity
Source: RefSeq, a predicted model, not a curated record